GUCCUGAAUUCGACUCCAGCGAGACAGAAGCAGGUUGUGCUCAGACUUCGCAGAAGAGCUCCAGAGAGUGCUAACGGUGCAAAAACAGAAAAUGGCGGAAACUGUAACAGUGGCUGUCGCUCAAGGUCAGUUACGAGGAAGGAAAGUCACAGCUAAGGACGGAACCACGUAUUUCAGCUUCCAGGGUGUACCUUACUGUAAACCUCCUGUCGGACCUCUGCGAUUUAAGGCGCCGCAACCAGCUGACUCAUGGGAAGGAAUUCGCGACGCCCUCACCGAGGGCUCAGUCGCCCCACAGAUAGAUGAUGUCGUGGCCGAUGCUUACUUGGGAGAGGAAGACUGUUUGUACCUAAAUGUUUAUACUCCCAAGCUUCCUUCACGUUCUGGAGACAGCCUGAAAGCAGUGAUGGUUUGGAUCCAUGGAGGGGGCUUCUACAUGGGAUCGGGGAACACACAGAUCAACGGGCCAGACUACCUAGUGGCUGGAGAUGUCGUUCUGGUCACAUUCAAUUACAGACUUGGAGCACUAGGUUUCUUGAGUACGGAAGAUGCCGAGACCUCAAGCAACAACGGCCUGAAGGACCAAGUGAUGGCUCUGCGUUGGGUUCAGCAGAACAUCGCGCAGUUUGGGGGCGAUCCUGGUAACGUCACGAUCUUCGGUGUCAGUGCUGGAGGGGGCAGCGUGCAUUUCCACCUCCUCUCUCCGUUAUCUGCAGGACUGUUUCAUCGAGCUAUCGCCAUGAGUGGCGUUGUGCUCAACCCAUGGGCUCUCGUCGAGGAGCCACGUGAGAGGGCAUUUCGACUUGGUGCAGCGCUGGGCUGUAAGACCACGAACAGCAAGGAGCUGGUGGAGUUCCUACGCUCCGUGCCAGUACGGCAGCUGGUAGAGGACGUCGACAAGGCUAAGACCCCCGAGGAAAAAGCCAGCAACAUGCUGUUCUUUGCCCCUACUCUCGAAAGAGGGGCACAGAUGGGAGAAGAGGUGUUUCUCACAGGAAAACCACUUGACUUGCUGCAAGAGGGAAGAUUUCACAAGGUUCCUUUCAUCUCUGGCAUUACUUCGCAUGAAGGGAUGCUUAUUAUGAGAGCCUUGUUUAAAAAUCCUACGCUCUUGAGUGGACUGAACAACAAUUAUGAAUCCUUCAUUCCACCCACAAUGAAACUUGAGAAGAAAAGUGCCAAGUCUCAAGAAGUCGCCCUUAAAAUAAAGGAAUUCUACUUCGGAGAUAAACCUGUUUCAAGAGAAACAUUGCAGCCGUUGUUUGACCUUUUCAGUGACAUGUAUUUCAUCGUUGGAAUUAAGAAGAGUAUCGACUUGCAACUGAAGCAUUCAGACACACCGAUAUACUUUUACCAGUUUUCAUUUGACGAAAAGCUUGGACUGAUUGAAAAGUAUAUUGGCGAUUCUACUAUACCAGGUGUCUGUCAUGGCGCCGAAGUAGCAUACCUGUUCAAAGGAUUUUACAUUGACGAAGCCAAGCUCAGUCCGGAUACAGAUUACAUGAAGACUGUGUUUCGAAUGGUGAAGUUGUGGACGAACUUUGCUAAAACCGGAAACCCGACUCCGGGGCCCGAUCCCUCCCUGGGAGUGACCUGGAUCCCGGUCACGGAGACGGAACUGAAUUAUCUGAACAUUGACAAGGAACUGACUAUGCAAAAGGAUCUCGCGAAGGACCGUGUGGCCUUCUGGGAAGAGCUUCAAUCAUCGCUAUGAUAAACUGUGAACUCUAGUGCUAAAAAUGUAGGUAGCUUCCAAAUAAAUACAUGAAGACGUCAAGAGUGAAGCCAAAAUGAGCAUAGGAUACUGCUACAUUCACACAAGGGUGCUGUAUGUCCGUCCCAAUAUAUAUGGAGUUUACUCGACUUCGAAGCCUUCAAAUUGUGCCGAAUGAGGUCCUAAAACACUGUCCCUCACUGCUACUGCUAUUACGAAGAGAGGAACAUUCUAAUAUGCGGCAGAAAAUCACUGGGUGGCUCCUGUUUCUCUCUUCGUAAUAGCAGAGGGACAGUGUUUUAGGACCUGAUUCGGCACAAUUUGAAUUCUAGGUAGCUGUCUUUGUAAAGAUUAAUUGAAUGAAAGAGCAGUCAUUUUUCUAAAAAUUCACACAUUCACAAUAUAUAGACCUAACCGUUUGUGUUUUUCUUUGCACCCAUGACUGACCAUCUAAAGUAAUUAGUGCAGAAUACACGUAAAUUACACUUAACAUUCUGCACAUCUGUAUUUACAUUGUGAGCCACUAAUUCCAACUACGGUCUAUUCUUGUUCACAUUCCCAAUCGCAGGGUUCCGUGGAAAGUAGUUUUGGGAAUCAUGAAAUGUAAUAUUAAGUUAUUAUUAUUAUAUUUCUCACACAGAUUGUGAUAUUUGUCGUCAAUAACCAACCACAGGCCUACAAAAUGAAUUUCAGAAUUGAUGUUGCGGCAGUUGCUGUCAAGACGACGCUGACAAUACAACAAUGCUCCAAUAAAUCCUCAUCAUGUCUGAAAUUAUGCUUAUAAUUGGGCCAUCCGGUUUGGCUCUGCUUUCAUUUUCCUUCAAGGAUUAGACGCAGUUGACAAGUAUCAAAAUAAAUAUAGAUCUGCGUGAAGAAAACUGCGAGUGAGUCAUUCAUUUUUAAUGAAUUAGUGCCUAUGUAUUUUCUCUAGCUUGUUGUACAGUUGUUAGUGUUCGUAUGAUAUUGUUCUCAGGGAUACCUUAGUUUAGUUCUCACUGUUAUCGUGGUUAUGUUCAUUUUAUAAUUUGCUGUAUGUUCAGCUGUA
This is a messenger RNA of Cryptotermes secundus, 2759 nucleotides long. RefSeq names its product esterase E4. Lineage: Eukaryota; Metazoa; Arthropoda; Insecta; Blattodea; Kalotermitidae. The transcript is spliced from 11 exons. Bases 92 to 1714 code for a protein of 540 amino acids. The record is from RefSeq and is a predicted model, not a curated record.